This is a messenger RNA of Anolis carolinensis (green anole), 1485 nucleotides long. It is a transcript of the gene spout1, whose product is annotated as SPOUT domain containing methyltransferase 1. The transcript has 12 exons. The record is from RefSeq and is a predicted model, not a curated record. Bases 185 to 1276 code for a protein of 363 amino acids. Gene Ontology annotation, biological process: miRNA processing; maintenance of centrosome location. NCBI's taxonomy places the organism in Eukaryota, Metazoa, Chordata, Lepidosauria, Squamata, Anolidae. Gene Ontology annotation, molecular function: miRNA binding. Gene Ontology annotation, cellular component: spindle pole centrosome; kinetochore; mitotic spindle.
GAGACUCUCCCCUCAAACGCAGGCUUUCCGGUUUAGUCGGACUACGGCUCCCAGAAGGCCUCCCUAUUGGCCACCGCAGCUGAGGCUCCUGGGAAAUGAAGUCCAAAACCCACACUGGGCCUCCGCCUGUGUUGAGGAAGGCUUUCAUGGCCGGAAUCACUGGGCUGUUGAGGAAGACCCGAAGAUGGAUCGGCCCAAAUCGGCCAAAGAAAAAAAAGAAGAGAGGAAAAAAUGGAGGGAGAUGCGGCUGCUGAAAAAGCUGGAAAAGAAGAGAAUGCGGGAAUUAAAGGAGAAGAAGAAAGAGGAGGAGCAACCAAAGGAGGAGGAAGAAGCCUUAGGGCGACACUACACGCUGAGCGUGGCCGUCCCGGGUUCGAUCCUGGACAACGCGCAGUCGCCGGAGCUGCGGACAUACCUGGCGGGGCAGAUCGCCCGCUCCUGCGCCGUCUUCUCCGUGGACGAGGUCGUGGUCUUCGAUGAACGCGGGGAGGACGCCAAGACUGUGGAAGGCGAGUUCGGAGGCCUGAAGGCCAGAGGCCAGGCCUGCGUCCAGUUGGCUCGCAUCCUGCAGUACUUGGAGUGUCCCCAAUACCUGCGCAAGUCCUUCUUCCCCAAACACCAGGAUUUGCAGUUUGCAGGGCUCCUGAACCCCUUGGACAGCCCCCAUCACGUGCGGAUCGACGAGGUGUCGCAGUAUCGUGAAGGGGUGGUCUUGGCCCGACCGGUCAAGCCCGGCCGGGGGUCUUUUGUGAACUGUGGGAUGCGGAAGGAGGUGCAGAUCGAUAAGCAGCUCGAGGCCGGACUCCGCGUCACCGUGAAGCUCAACGAGCAGCAGAACCCAGAGAGCAAAACGCAGAAGGGGACGGUGGUGUCUUCCCAUCAUCCCCGCACUGUCUCCGGCCUUUACUGGGGAUACACCGUCCGCUUGGCUUCCUGCCUGAGUGCCGUAUUUGCCGAAUCCCCCUUCACGGAUGGCUAUGACCUCUCCGUUGGGACCUCGGAACAAGGGACCCCCGUGGACCAAGCAACCCUACCUGCUUUCAGGCAUGCUUUGAUCGUUUUUGGAGGCCUGCAAGGCUUGGAAGCUGCCGUCGACGCGGACCCACAUUUGGAAGUCAGUGACCCCAGCACCUUAUUUGACUUGUACCUCAACACCUGCCCCGGGCAAGGCAGCCGGACCAUCCGGACCGAGGAAGCCAUGCUCAUCUCACUGUCUGCGCUGAGGCCGAGGAUUGCGGAAGCGGCAAAGGGUCUGAACGGAGGCGGCAAUUCGUGAGAUUUGGGAAGGAAAAGCCUCGGAAAGAGCAGCAAGACAGCGAUCAGGAGCAGAUCGUAGCCUUGAUUUUCCCUUUCGAUAAUUUUCCAAGAUGCCGAGCUUUCUUUGAAACCCAGAAACUGGAGAAUUGGACCCAAAUAGACUGGCUUGUUCUGAAUAUUUUUUUAAUACCUGUUUAUACCCAAAUAAAGUGGAACCAUUGCCUUGCC